AUGUUGCUCAUCAAUGAGGCCAGCGUAAUUGCCCUCACGUCCAUCCUCACCGUCCUCGCCACCCUCGCUGUAGCUCUCCGUCUGUUGAAAGCCGACCGAGGAGAUACACUCUUGCAUCGAUGGAAGAUCGAUGACUAUUUUUGCGUGGCCGCUUUGGUCCUGGCGUAUCCAAUCGCCGGCAUCAUUAUUUGGGGUGCCGCGAUGGGGUCAGUGGGCGGCCAUUCUGGUCCAGCGGAAGCAGAGACGUGGUACACGACGGCCGGUCCAGCUUGGGUAGUGAUGGGAAAAGUGUUCUGGGUGACAUUCUUCUUACAACCUCUCGUCCUCGGUUGCGUGCGCCUGGCAAUUCUUUUUCUUUAUCGUCGCUUCUUCGCCUCAUAUCAGUCAUUCAACAUUGUCAGUUGGAUCCUGAUCGGCGUGGUGGCAGGCUGGACGCUGGCCUUCUUCUUCGGCCUGCUGUUCGAUUGUGGACUGCAAUUCGAUGCCAACUGGAAGUCGCUGGGAGAGAUAGCGGAACAGUGUCCAUUCGGAUUCUUGCCGACCAUCAUUUACACAAUCCUCGAUGCUUGCCUAGAUUUGUUUGUCUUGGUCUUGCCGAUUCCAUGGAUCUUCGUUCUUAAACUCUCCACUUCGAAGAAGUUGUCUCUCGCAGGCUGCUUCCUGCUCGGCGGAAUUGCCACAGCAGCUGCCUUCGUGAGAAUGACUAUCUUCAUUCAAACCAGCAUACCUUCCCAAAUGAUGAACCGAACAUCCGUCAUGGGUCUCCCAAUUUACGACAUCCUCGGCAUAGUCGGCAAUGAAGUCUUCUGGACCAUGAUUGAGACUACCAUCGCGCUCAUCGCGGUCUGCCUGCCCGCCAUCCGCCGAAUAGUGCUAAGCAGCCGUUUCCGCAAAUCGCUUGGCCUCGGCGUCCUUUCGCGUAUGACUCGCACCUCCAGAUCCAAGUCCAAUGGCAGCAAGGAUGCUUCGGACGUGGAGCGCAGUGCGGGCGCGAGUUCGGCGGCUAGCUCGAGGACGCUGUUUGGAAUCAAGAGGGAGCCGCACGUCACCAUCGAUAGCUUCAAGAGCUUGCACUGUCAGACUCAGCUUGAUCGCAUUGGAACAGAGGAAGAGAAGGCAUGA
Molecule: messenger RNA, 1122 nt
Organism: Zymoseptoria tritici IPO323
Lineage: Eukaryota; Fungi; Ascomycota; Dothideomycetes; Mycosphaerellales; Mycosphaerellaceae
Exons: 6
Coding region: 1-1122 (373 amino acids)
Source: RefSeq, a predicted model, not a curated record